CCUCACCGGUCUGAUGCCCGUUAAACCUCACUUCCGAUUCCAGAAUUGUGUAGGGUGUAGCUGCCUUUCUCACUGUUCAUCAAUGGUCAAUCAAUUCUGAGAACAUUUGAGCUUCGAAAUCAUCCUCCAGUCACCGUUUCUGAGUUGUUGUGGCAGAAACCGAAGAAGAGAAAUCACAAGCCCUACUUAUCUCGUGUACUGCGAAUUGAAAGCAGAAAAUGUCGGUUCAGGAGUAUCUGGACAAGCAUAUGCUCUCUCGGAAAAUAGAAGACGCCGUUAAUGCUGCUGUUAGGGCAAAAACACAGGAUCCUGUGCUCUUCAUCUCGAAUCACAUGAAGAAGUCCGUUCCAUCCGUCAUCACAAACGUCAAAGCCAGGCAAAUUCUGGAUAGCAGAGGGAUUCCCACUGUUGAAGUCGAUUUGUACACCAAUAAGGGAGUUUUUCGAGCUUCAGUACCCAGCGGAACAUCAACUGGAAUGUACGAGGCCAUUGAAUUGAGAGAUGGAGACAAGGGAACAUAUCUUGGUAAUGGUGUCAGUAGAGCUGUUAAGAAUGUUAAUGAAAAAAUUUCUGAAGCUUUAAUUGGUAUGGAUCCAACUCUUCAAGUUCAAAUUGAUCAAGCCAUGAUAGACUUGGACAAGACAGAGAAGAAGGGUGAACUUGGGGCAAAUGCGAUUUUAGCAGUCUCAGUGGCUGCUUGCAAAGCAGGGGCAGCAGAAAAGGAGGCACGAUUAUCAACUUAUGUUCCACUGUACAAACACAUAGCUGAUCUUGCUGGAAAAACAAAUUAUAGUCUUCCUGUCCCAGCUUUCACUCUCAUAAGUGGUGGAAAACAUGCUGGGAACAAUUUGGCAAUUCAGGAAAUUUUAAUUCUUCCUGUUGGGACGAGAAAAUUUGAGGAGGCACUGCAAAUAGGAUCUGAAACUUAUCAUCAUUUGAAGGCUGUGAUUACAGAAAAAUAUGGUUCACAUGGAUGUAAUGCAAGUUUCCUCACUAUGUCCUAUUUCAUAAAGGAAGGUUUGGAUUUUGUAAACGAGGCCAUUGGACGAACAGGGCACAGCGAGAAAAUUAAAAUAGCAAUUGGUGUCGCUGCUACUCAGUUUUGCAUAGGUCCUGUUGGGCAUACAUCUGCAUUGUUCUGGUCUUUUGAGAGUGAGAAAAGGUCUUCUGGUACCAAGUAUGAUUUGGAUUACAAAUCACCAAAUAAAUCUGGUCAAAAUUUCAAAUCAGGAGAGGACAUGAUUGCUAUGUACAAAGAGCUCUGCGAAGCCUACCCUAUUGUUUCGAUUGAAGAUCCAUUUGACAAGGAAGACUGGGAGCAUUCGAAGUACUUCUCUAGUCUUGGAAUAUGCCAGGUUGUAGGAGAUGACUUAUUGACAUCAAAUCCUAAACGAAUUGAGAGAGCCGUGCAGGAGGCAACUUGCAAUGCUCUUCUGCUUAAGGUGGGGACUGUAACUGAAGCCAUUGAAGCUGUAAAGUUAGCUAAGGAUGCAAACUGGGGUACAGUGAUAUCUCAAAGAAGUGGGGAAAGUGAAGAUUCGUUCUUAUCCGAUUUGGCUGUUGGUCUUGCUGCUGGUCAAAUUAAGGCGGGUGCUCCCUGUCGUGGGGAAAGGCUGGCAAAGUACAAUCAGUUGUUAAGAAUCGAGGAAGAACUUGGGGAUCAAGCAUUUUAUGUCGGUGAUGACUGGAGGCACUGUUGACAAAAAGUUCUCGUCAAGAUGAUUUUCCUUGCACUAUCUUGCGAUGAUGCAAGUUGUUUUUGUGUUUCUACAUGUGAUAUUAUGGUACACGGGGGAUGGAGAAAAUCCCCUAGGUUUCAAUUACGCUGAUUGUAGAUUUGAAAGAUUGUGAAGCAUGAGAGAGUUUUGAAAAAGAAAAUAAAAAAAUCUGACUAUUAUACCUAAAAAAAGGUUAGAGUCAAAUAGGAGAGUACUACUUCGAGUUUAAUUGCACCCAUGCAAUUGCUACAGUCGAUUGAAUUUGGUUCGUGGUGGGUUCAAUUUUUUAUUGAGGAAAUUACAUCCCCUACUUUAAGUUAUGAUAUAUAUUACACUUGUGC
Messenger RNA from Striga asiatica, 2059 nucleotides. The record is from the annotation of a GenBank genome assembly. NCBI's taxonomy places the organism in Eukaryota, Viridiplantae, Streptophyta, Magnoliopsida, Lamiales, Orobanchaceae.